GUCGUCGGUUCCAAGAAGUAGUAGUAGAAGAAGAAGAAGUUUGUUGUAUUCUCUUGACGUAAACAACUCUGCAGUUGGCGCCCGUUGGGUAGACGACAACCCACUUCCUGUUUACACCGGCGCGCGCAUGCCCGAAGGCUCCGACAGUUUCCUGUCAUGGUCGACGGACACGCAAGUAAAGACUAAAUUGUCUAAAUGACUUGAGAGUGUCAAUCUGGGUGUCCCUGCCUCCCUGCCCUCUGCUACACCUCCCCCCUCUAGUAUAGCCGACAUGGACGAGGCGGACCUGCUGAAGGAGAGGCUCCAGGCGAUCACGGACAAGAGGAGGAUCCAAGAGGACAUCGCCCGGAAGAGGAGACUGAUCGAAGAGGAGAAACUAAAAUUCCAGUAUAUAAAGAAGAAAGCCCUGAGGGAGCAGUGGCUGAUGGACGGCCUGAGUCAGCAGACGGAGCAGGAGCAGGAGGCCAUGAGGCUCCAGGCUCAGGACGAGCAGCAGCAGAGUGAUCUGCUGCAGAGCAACAUCCUCAGAAUCGAGGGGGAGAUCGAGACCUUGGAAGCGCAGGAACUCAGCAUCUCCGCCAACGAGGAGGUCGUCCUGAAGCGGUUGAAAGAGGUGGAGAGGACGGCUGAAGACAUUAUCAAGAAAGCUACGUCGAUAGAUAGAGAGGCAGAUGGAAACGAACUGAACGAAGGUUGCAGCACAACUAAGAAUCACAACUCCUAUCCUGUCACCAUGGAAACCGCCGAACAAUCAGAGCUGCCAGUGGACUGUGAAGUGGAGGUGGCUGUGGCUGAUUCACCUGAGCAGGGGAAGGAUUUCAGUGCAGAUGACGAGCAAGUUUGUUUAGAGACAGACUUAUCAGAUUCCCCAGGGGAAAAGGCAAUUCUUGGUACAUUAUUACCUGACCUGCCGACUGGGAAAAUUGAGAUUGACAUCCCUGAUUGCUCUGAGACAACUGAAAUGCCUUGCCAGGAUCAAAAGGAAGUUUUAAUAUUAGAAUCAGGGCAUGAAGAGCUCAACAGAAAUGAGUCAAUCACCUCGUCUGUGUCUGACACACUCUCCAGUGCUGAUAGUGUUUAUGAGAAUGAGGCCCAUCGUAAGAGACAGGACACACCAGAACAAGAUCCUGAGCAAGAACAAUUCCCUGAGUCGGAGCAGUAUCCUGAACCAGAGCAAGACCCUGAACCAGAGCAGUAUCCCGAACCAGAGCCAGACCCUGAACCAGAGCAGUAUCCUGAACCAGAGCAGUAUCCUGAACCAGAGCCAGACCCUGAACCAGAGCAGUAUCCUGAACCAGAGCCAGACCCUGAAACAGAGCAGUAUCCUGAACCAGAGCCAGACUCCGAACCAGAGAAAUACCCUGAGCCUGAGGACAACCUUGAAGUGGGGCCCUACCCUGAACCAGAGCAAUACCCUGAGCCUGAGGACAACCUUGAAGUGGGGCCCUACCCUGAGCCUGAGGACAACCUUGAAGUGGGGCCCUACCCUGAUCCUGAGGACAACCUUGAAGAUGGGCAAUACCCUGAGCAAGAUCCUGAGGUAGAGUUAUACCCUGAUCCUGAGGACAACCUUGAAGACGGACAAUACCCUGAACCUGAGGAGAACAUCGAAGCAGGACAACACCCUGAGCCUGAGGACAACCUUGAAGAUGGGGAAUACCCUGAGCAGGAUCCUGAGCUAGAGUUAUACCCUGAGCCAGAGUUAUACACUGAGCCAGAGCCUGAGGCUGAUCAUAACGACUUUAAUCCUAAAGAUAAUGGCUAUAAAAGUCUGCAAAUGGACACUGAGGAAGACCCAGAGGCCCAUGAAAUCCUAUUUGAUCCACCCAUUACAGGGGAGUCAAUAUUGGAGCAUUGCAUUAGAGAAGAGGCAAUGUCAGAUUCCAAUGAAUCCUGCCAUGACCUUGACCACGAGGAAAUGGAUGAAUGCCUGAGAGUUGAAAUUGCAGCGGCUUCCUCGGAUAGUGAUGGUGACGAAAAAUGGAGGGCAAUAUUCUCCUCUUCUAUAAAUAAAGAAGAUGACGAUUCCUAUUUGGACAGUCUUCAGCUGAGUGCCCAGGAGCUCUUUGUGCAGAAAGUUGAGGUGACAGACUUUGAAGAACAAGGCAACUUUGAAGAGGUCUGUUUUGGAGUUCCAGAGGAUGAAGAAGUUCUUGAACAACCUGAAGAUGUAAUUCCCUUUCCCGCCCCGACACAAGAGGUUAAAUAUAAUCCUUUAGGCAUUCAAGGUUUGUCCAAGAUCUCUGAAGAUGAGAGUGAAAAUGGCAGGGAUGCCAAUCAUAACCACACCACCCACCAACAGCAAAACGAGGCAGAUCAAAACAAGAAGCUACCUAAAGACUUCUGUGUGAUACAGGAGACUAAGAGUGAGAAUGUCAGCACAGAGCAUGUGGACUUCCAGCAAACUCGUAAACAGUGGCGGGAAAAAGAGGAGCAGACCAAGAACAAGAUUGUCUUGCCUACUACCAAGCAGCCCAGCUUCCAUGGCGGCCACAACUUCAUGUACACACCAGUCCGCAACAUCGAAAGAACUCACAAAAAAGCGCAUGAUCUAGAGAAUUUGAAUCUGGUAGGGGAUUAUCCUCUCACCCAAUUCAGCCCUUGCUCAGAGGACUCUGGCCUGGAUGACUCCAGUUACAGGUCCGCAUAUGACGACCCAGAAACACCGAUUGAGAGGGAGAUUCGCAUAUCAAUGGAGAGGGAGGAAAACUUUAGGAGAGAGAAGGGCUUCUCGAGGAUGGGCAAAUCAACCGACUGCGCUCCAUCACGAGGUAUACCCAGAUCCAUAAGCACUCCGCUUACGCCAUCCUUCAUCAUCACCUCCUCACCCACUAAGGAACCGCUGAAACAUACCAUCAUACUCGACCCCAGCAGCGAUUUCACCACCAGUCCCAGACAUUGCAAAGACAAUGUGGCAGCUCGGCCUGGCGAGUGGCGCUCCGAGGACCACAGCUCGAACCUCAUCAUCCUGGAGACAACCAAUCUGAUAAUUCGCAGUGCCUCGGAGUUCUCCCUCAACAAAGCCUGUGAGCCGCCGCAGGAAAAGAUGUUCCUCAACAACCCCUUUUUCAAGCUGCGUUCAAGAAGCACACUGUCGUUUGUGGAUGAAGACAUUAAGUUGGUGAAGCAGAGGGAGGAAGAGCUGAGGAAAGAGAGAGCAAACCUGUAUGGCAAAGACAGGUUCAACACGGAAAGAAUGCUGUCAAAUCACAUGGACACUUUGACAUUUGACACUUCAGCAGAUGUACCAGAGAAGUGCAAGUCCUCUCCAUCAUCACCAAUGAAAACAGCCUACAGGAUGGAUCGCUCUGCUCUGUCCUGUGAUCACAGAUUUCCGGAGGUCUACGCCGGAGGAAGACGCAAGAGUGCCAUGGCCGUGCGCUGGGAGGCGGGCGAGUUUACAAAAAAUGAGUGAAGAGGAACAAGUCGCCAGUUUGCCAUAUAAGGGCGUUGAAUGUCAAGUGUUGUUCUCAUUCAAAGUUAGAUUCCCGCAUUGCAAUUGUCUGUUUCAUGUUGUGACAUAACCUAAACUACUCUGCUUCUGUGAUGCUUUGGGCAAAAAAAAAAGAAAUAGCAAGACAAUAAUGACGCGGUUUGGACGGAUCAAAGAGAAGCGAGACACAAAGUACGGGGGGUGAUUCUGGACAGAGGGUGUACAUUACUUUUUCAGAAAGCCACACUGUUCUGACGUGUCCUCAUCAAGUCUAAAUCAACACUCAUAGCUGGAAGGCUGCUGGUUUCAGCUCUUACAGGCUACAGGUGCUACUACUUUUCGUAGUAGCAAAGUAAUUUGUAUGACAAGAUUGACUAUAACUGUGCCAACACACACUUGCUAUUUUAAACCGUGUGGCUACGAUAUGAAUGGAAUGAUACGCUGAUCAGUGCAGGUAAAUACCAACAUAAUCUCAAUUUCACAGAGACAAAACCCAGGUUAUCAGUUUAUGUAUCAUGCAAUAAUAUUCAAUAACUGUACGUCUCCUCGUCGAUCGUCCCCUGCCUAUUGAGGAGAUCCAGGAGUGCUGAACUUAUUUCUGAUUCCCUAAUGGGCCUUUGUUAUUAGCUUAAUACAGUACUCACAUGCCAUGUGUAUAAUGAAAGAGUAAAUGGUCGCUGUAAUCUUAAAGUGCAGCUGAAACUUAAAUUAAGCUUCGGGAGGAGUGUUUAACCAGCAGUAUGUCCACACGGUUGGAUUACGGCUCCAAAAACUCUUUCAAUAUUAUAAUACAUGUGACUACUGUAUCAAGACUCACUUGGGAAAAUACCUACUUUAUGUAAAAUAGGGUCAUUUGCUGACAGUAAACUGAAAAGUACUUGCAAGACAGCUUUUUUUUGCGAAGAUGCCUGAAUGUUAGACGGCUGUAUUGUUGAGUCCAAACUUUUCUGGACAUUGUAAAUCUUAAUCAGAUUUGAAAACAUAUUUUGAUGUUAUUGUACGUCUUGAUGAAAGCAAAAUGCUACAUUGCUCAGUGUAUGUUAAUUGCAUUUUGGUACUAUGCUUUUUAUUUAUUUUUUUGCUGCAAAUGACAUUUUAGGGUGAGCUGGAAGGACAUGAAUUUGCACAAUAUUACAAAAUAUAUAUACUCAUAACUUGACGCGGACACUUCAUACAGUUUUAGUGAGGAUAAAUAUUAAUAAGUGUGCAUUUUUCAGUUGUGACCCCACUAAGAACCGUUGAGUUGUCCGCAUGCAUUAGCGCCACAUUAUUCCGUAUGACCCGUGGUAGGCGAUCCAAUAAGUGCAGGAAUAAAACAGAUGAAAGUAUUUUAUUCUUUAUACAAAAGCACUAUAAAUGAAUGUUUACUCGUAUAGAGUGAGGCUACACUCCCACUUAUUUCAACUUUUAUGUAACAUGGCAUUCGUUGUGAACGGCAUGACCACGAACGAGACAUUUUUAAAAGCGGUUUCCGUCGGUAGAAACCACCGGGAUCUGCUCAUUUUAAUAAAGAGACGUUUAUCGUUAUUUUACAAAGCCUUGAUAUUUCCAGCAACUCUGAAAAGCAGCAUUCCUUGACCUUAGAUUCAACUGACCUUAAAACAGCAUUGUUUUACAUGUUCAUGUUUGUACGCUUCAUGGUUAAAGUAUAGCUGACAAAUCGUCUCAAGGAUUACUUGCUGAUGUUUAAAUAUUCUGUGAAAAGCCCCUGCCUGGAUUUCUGAGGGUUUAUUAUAAUGUUGGGGCUUCUCACUUUGUGUUCCUCACGCAAAUAUUGAAGAGAUUAGUGCAACAAUAAAAUAUGUAUAAGAACUA
Molecule: messenger RNA, 5248 nt
Organism: Scophthalmus maximus (turbot)
Lineage: Eukaryota; Metazoa; Chordata; Actinopteri; Pleuronectiformes; Scophthalmidae
Gene: palmdb
Product: palmdelphin b
Exons: 9
Coding region: 272-3415 (1047 amino acids)
Biological process (GO): regulation of cell shape
Cellular component (GO): cytoplasm; membrane
Source: RefSeq, a predicted model, not a curated record